This is a messenger RNA of Chanos chanos (milkfish), 1053 nucleotides long. RefSeq names its product neuronal differentiation 1 (gene neurod1). Lineage: Eukaryota; Metazoa; Chordata; Actinopteri; Gonorynchiformes; Chanidae. Gene Ontology annotation, cellular component: nucleus. Gene Ontology annotation, biological process: nervous system development; axon development; sensory organ development. Gene Ontology annotation, molecular function: protein dimerization activity; DNA-binding transcription factor activity, RNA polymerase II-specific; E-box binding. The transcript has a single exon. The record is from RefSeq and is a predicted model, not a curated record. Bases 1 to 1053 code for a protein of 350 amino acids.
AUGACCAAGUCUUACACGGAGGAGAGUAUGAUGCUCGAGUCCCAGAACAACACAAACUGGACGGACGAGUGUCACAGCUCUCAGGACGAGCACGACACGGAAAAGAAAAACGGGGCACACGAAACGAUGCACAAGGACAUCGAAGAUGAUGAAGAUGCACUUAACAGACUGGAAGAUGAUGAGGAGGAAGAGGAAGAAGAGGAAGAAGAGGAUGGCGAUGACACCAAGCCGAAAAGACGUGGACCCAAGAAGAAGAAAAUGACUAAAGCGCGGCUGCAGAGGUUUAAAUUGAGGCGUAUGAAAGCAAACGCACGAGAAAGGAACCGUAUGCACGGCCUAAACGAUGCGCUGGAGAGCCUGCGUAAAGUUGUGCCAUGCUACUCCAAAACCCAGAAGCUCUCCAAGAUCGAGACUCUUCGUCUGGCGAAAAAUUACAUUUGGGCCCUUUCCGAGAUUCUGAGGUCUGGCAAAAGUCCGGAUUUGAUGUCAUUUGUACAGGCCCUGUGCAAGGGUCUGUCACAGCCUACCACCAAUUUGGUCGCAGGAUGUCUCCAACUUAAUCCCAGAACUUUUCUUCCAGAGCAAAGUCAGGAGAUACCACCUCAUAUGCAAACUGCAAGUGCUUCCUUUUCCGCGCAUCCCUAUUCAUACCAAACGCCUGGUCUUCCCAGUCCUCCGUACGGUACAAUGGACAGUUCCCACAUCUUUCAUGUCAAGCCACACGCGUACGGAAGCGCGCUCGAGCCCUUUUUCGAAACAGCGCUUACUGACUGCACAAGUCCCUCAUUUGACGGACCCCUUAGCCCACCUCUGAGUGUCAACGGGAACUUUUCCUUCAAACACGAGCCUUCUUCGGAGUUCGAAAAGAACUACGCCUUUACCAUGCACUAUCAGGCUGCGGGGCUGGCCGGACCGCAGACACAUGCCUCACUGUAUGCGAGCUCCACACAACGUUGUGAUAUACCGAUGGAAAACAUUAUGUCGUACGAUGGUCAUUCUCAUCACGAGAGAGUCAUGAAUGCCCAACUAAAUGCUAUAUUUCAUGAUUCAUAA